Prorocentrum cordatum is the source of this 543-nucleotide messenger RNA. The record is from the annotation of a GenBank genome assembly. Lineage: Eukaryota; Dinophyceae; Prorocentrales; Prorocentraceae.
AUGGCGACAGGCAUCGUCGCCCCACUGGCCGCAGAGAGGUACCAGGACGGGGGCACCGUGGCAAACACGAACUCGAUGAAUGCGCUGGAAGCCAGCCGUGAGGCUCUCAGCGCGAUCAAGGCCGCCAAGGACUGGCUCGAGGAGAUGGCCCCCGAGCGCGCGCUCCUCGGGCCCAGGGCCUUGCAGCGCUUGCGCGAAGAUGCCGUCGCCGCCGUCGGCCCGGAGGAGAUCGACAAGGCUGUCGCGGCCGCGUCGCCCGAGGAGACGAGACUUGGACCCGUCGUCUUCGCGAGCUUGUUCGGCUCCACGGACGCCCAUCAGGCGGCAUAUCCAGAGAACCAGGGCGCUCAUGCGAACCGCGUCACCGCCGAGUUCGCCCGGCUUAUCAAGGCGACGGAGGAACCUACCUCAGCCGCCAGCUUUCGCGGGAUUGAUAGCUCCGUCGGUGCAGUCUUGCUCGAAAUCUGGGGCGAGAUCGAGGCGAGGGCCAGCGCGGGCUCUGCUGCGGCGGCGGCUGUCGCGGUUGCCGUUGCCGGGGUUUGA